Messenger RNA from Blepharisma stoltei, 769 nucleotides. The record is from the annotation of a GenBank genome assembly. NCBI's taxonomy places the organism in Eukaryota, Ciliophora, Heterotrichea, Heterotrichida, Blepharismidae.
AUGUAUGUUUCUAACUCACCUCCCUAUGGGAAUUUGUUUAUCAAUAAGAAAAAAAUACAUAGUUAUGCAAUUUUUAUAAGAUUAAACCAAGGGCUAAGCUUUAAAUAUGACUUUAUUAAAAUGGACAAUAGAAAAUGGGUAUGAAUUGAUCUUGAACUUACAGGGCUCAACAUAAAUAAGGACACAAUCGUAGAAAUCGCAGUUGUUUUAUCAAAUACACAAGGGGAAAAUUUGAUUUAUGGUCCGAACAUCACAAUUCAUGCUGAUGAUUCAGUUUUAGAAGCUAUGGAUCCUUUUGUUAUUAAUAUGCACCAAACAUCAGGUCUCUAUGAAAAUAUCAAAGCUAGCCAUACAACUCUUCACCAAGCUGAAGAGCUGAUAUUUUAUACUAAAAUAAAUGCAGCAGGUAAUUUAAUAUUAAAAUCCUAAUUUGCAUUUAAAAUACAUCAAAGCUACUACUUUUAGCUUAAUUUAUCGCAGUAUAUUGACUUUUUUGCAAGACAAUAACAUUGAGAAUGGAAUAAUUGCCGGAAAUACUGUACACAUGGACCGAUUAUUCCUUAUCAAAGACAUGCCAAGGCUCUUUGAAAGCUGCCUCCACCCCUACAAAAUUCUUGACGUUACAGCAUUCAAAGAAAUAGCAAGAGUUUGAUACCCAGGCCUAAACCCCCACACAAAAGUUGCCCCUCAUAGAGCUUUUGAAGACAUUCUUGGAAGUAUUGAUGAGUUUCUCUACUACAAACAGAAUAUUGUUAAAGAGGCAAUAUAA